This is a messenger RNA of Zophobas morio, 897 nucleotides long. RefSeq lists its product as uncharacterized. The coding region runs from base 1 to 897 and encodes 298 amino acids. The record is from RefSeq and is a predicted model, not a curated record. Gene Ontology annotation, biological process: apoptotic DNA fragmentation. Gene Ontology annotation, molecular function: metal ion binding; nucleic acid binding; RNA endonuclease activity. The transcript has a single exon. Gene Ontology annotation, cellular component: mitochondrial inner membrane; nucleus. NCBI's taxonomy places the organism in Eukaryota, Metazoa, Arthropoda, Insecta, Coleoptera, Tenebrionidae.
AUGCUUCCCAAUCAAAGACCUGAAUUAUAUGAACUUAUUCCUACUAACCCUGAUAUUAGAUGCGCCAAUUUCUACACACCUAUUCAAAUAGGGUAUAUGGUAAACAAUCACUUCGUUUCGGUACUUACCACAUGUUUUAACCACUUGGUCUUGACUCCCGUAUAUACUCGACAUGAAUUAACUCCUUGGGCGCGAAGAGGCAACAAUGGAGAUCCUCCAGAUGUAUUUCAAUCGUCCGCGUUUUAUAAUGGAAUAGAUGUUAACAAUUUAUAUGCCACUAGUACCGAUAUUAUUCAUGGUUUGGGUUUUGCUACUUAUCCCAUUCCCAAUAAUCCUUUAAAUACAGGAGAUCUUGCUCCAAACGCCGAUUUUUUAUAUCAGUUUCAAAGAGAUGCAACAUUUAGUUAUCUCAAUGUUGCUCCCCAGUGGACAAGAUUUAACUCCGGAAAUUGGGAGAGAUUGGAAAAUGGAAUUGCACUUUUAACGCAAAGACGUAAUAAUGGAGUUGCAACAGUUUUAACUGGAACGUUAAAUAUUCUUACUUUGACCGAGGGGGAUUUUACGGAAUCAAUAUAUUUACUUCCAGGUGAUCAAAAGUUACCUGUUCCAGAAUUUUUUUGGAAAUUUGUUUUAUAUCCUACGGUGGCGGAACAAUAUGUCUUUUUUGGCAGUAAUAUUCCUGAUCGGGCACCAAAUUUCAUACCAACUAUAUGUGCACAAGACGCAUUGCAAGAAGCACAAACUGCGUGGGGAUUAGGAGGGAUUGAUAAUACCGAUCCGUCGUUGGGAAUCAUCUAUGCAUGUAGGGCCGCCGAGGUAAAUCAUCCAGUAAUAAGACAGAUAGUGGAUGAUGUGAUGGCCGAAUUUAACCUCGCUCCUCGUAAGCACUGGAAAUAA